Trematosphaeria pertusa is the source of this 1694-nucleotide messenger RNA. Its product is annotated as vanillyl alcohol oxidase. NCBI's taxonomy places the organism in Eukaryota, Fungi, Ascomycota, Dothideomycetes, Pleosporales, Trematosphaeriaceae. Bases 39 to 1694 code for a protein of 551 amino acids. Gene Ontology annotation, molecular function: D-lactate dehydrogenase (cytochrome) activity; D-lactate dehydrogenase (NAD+) activity; FAD binding. Gene Ontology annotation, cellular component: mitochondrion. The record is from RefSeq and is a predicted model, not a curated record. The transcript has 3 exons. Gene Ontology annotation, biological process: lactate catabolic process.
UCUCGUUAUCAUCAUCGUCUUUGUACAAGCCGACGAGCAUGAGUUCUGUAACGCCCCAAGUCCAACCGCGAGUCCUUCCCGCAGGCUUCGACGAGCGGACCUUUAAUGCCACACUCAAUGCGAUGGUGGAGGUUGUCGGGAAAGAAAACGUCUCGAUCGACGGGCGGGACGGCGCUCUAGAAGGCGCCCAGGGCCAGAAGUUCUACGGAGACAUAUGGCCUAUGGCCGAAGAAGACCAACACGCCCCCAGUGCGGCCAUUCGACCCCAAACAGUCCCGGAGCUGCAGAAGAUCCUCAAGAUAGCGAAUCGGUACAAGCUGCCUCUGUGGACAAUCUCCAGAGGCAAAAACCUAGCGUAUGGAGGCUCUGCGCCAAUUGUGCGUGGCACCGUUGUGCUUGAUCUUCACCGUAUGAAUAAGAUCGUAGAAGUCAACGAGGAAUAUGCAUACGCCAUCGUUGAGCCGGGCGUCUCCUUCUUCGACCUAUACAACCACAUCGUCGAGAAAGGUUACGACGUCUGGCCUUCGGUACCAGCACUUGGGUGGGGUUCCGUCCUGGGCAAUACCACUGAGCGUGGGUUUGGUUAUACGCCCUACGGCGAACAUGCCCUGCAUCAGUGCGGCAUGGAAGUCGUUCUACCAAACGGUGAACUCCUGCGGACCGGAAUGGGAGCGCAGAAAGAUAGUCCGAUGUUUCCUUUGUACAAGGGUGGCUACGGGCCGAGUGUCGACGGACUCUUCUAUCAGUCCAAUCUUGGCAUCGUUACCAAGAUUGGAAUCCAUCUUAUGCCAGCUCCAACACACUUUUUGGACUGCAGCGUCAGCGUACCAAACGAAGGCGACCUCGAAGUCCUCGUCUCCAAGAUCGCUCGUCUAGAGCGCGACAAUGUAAUCCAGAACCAUACCUCGGUUGCAAAUCUGUGGCGACAAGCCAUGAUGCACCCCGACCCGAAAAUCCACGAAGUGGCCAUCGGCCCUGGAAUGAAGAAGGGUGAAUCCGCUGACAAUACCGCCCUCGCCGCGCUCCAGAAGGAGCAAGGCUGGGGAUUCUGGAAAGGUUACUUUGCCAUCUACGCGCAGUCUGGUACGCUUGCGCACGCGAAUUGGGACUUGGUGCAAAAGGCCUUUGCUGGUGUCUCAGGCGCCGUCUGCACAUGCUCAGAGUACUCUGGAAAGGACGGCGCAAAGUUGCGCAUGACAGAUACACCCGAGGGAGAAAUUCCCCACAACGGCAUGCCACGCAUGACGCCAAUCGGCAUGGUCAACGUCCGUGGCUACGGCGGCGGACACGUGGAUUUUUCACCGUUAUUUCCCGCCGGUGGGAAAGAGUUGAGCGCGUGGUAUAUCAAAGCGAGGGAUUCCAUCAAGGAGGCCAAACUAGACUUUUUUUCCGAUUUCCACGUCAUGGGCCGAUACAUCAACGGAAUCAUCUGUAUCGUGUAUGGACCAACAGAGGGACCUAGGGCGAAAGAGGUCUUCGAGAAGCUCCUGAAGGAUGCGAGGGACAACGGCAACACGACCGAGUACCGGACACACAUCGACUUCAUGGAUCAUGUCGCUGACGCCUUUACCUUCGAGGAUUCGGCCUUGAGGCGCUUCGUGACCGAUUUGAAACACCAUAUGGACCCAAAUGGGAUCUUAUCGCAAGGGAAGUCCGGUAUUUGGUCAAAGCGGAAGCUGACAAGCGUGUUGUGA